Pelagomonas calceolata is the source of this 809-nucleotide messenger RNA. The record is from the annotation of a GenBank genome assembly. Lineage: Eukaryota; Pelagophyceae; Pelagomonadales; Pelagomonadaceae.
GUCGAGGCUCAUGCCGCUGGCAGCUUGGUAACAGCGGAACUGUGGAGCCACACGAGUGGACUUCACGGCUGCAAACGCAUCUGUCUAACUCGCUGACUGCCGUGAUACAUCGUUGUUAAGCCAGCGCUAAGCUGCGAUAUAGCCUGCAGCACACCCAGCACUAUGUUCCAAGAGCUCCUCUCCACCGAUGGGUUAGCGGAGCUCCAAGACACCUGGAGGCGCUUCGACCUCCACUACGCUGGAGCUAGACCGUGGGGCGAGUUCUUCGAGCAGUUCAAGCCGACGGCGCGCGACCUCGACACGCGCAUGGCGACGAACUGGCUGCAUUAUAAAGCGAACUACGCGCAGCUGACGACGCUCGUCGUCGCGCUGGGGUUGCUGUGGUGGCCCACAUCUCUUUUUGCUCUGUGCGUGGCAGCAAUAGCGUCGACGGCGUCCGUGACGGCCUGCCCCGGCCGCCGCAUCCUUAUGAUCGGCAGCUAUAGCGUCAAGCUCACGACCAAGAACCGCGCGCUCGCCGCCGCCGUGGCCGCGCCGCUCACUUUGAUUUUCUUCGGCGUGCUGACGUGGAUCGCGCUCGUGUUUUCCUUCGCGCUGGUCCUGCCCGUGGCGCACAUGGCGCUGCGGCCGCGGUCGCUGUCGGCGCGGUACAACGCGGCCUCGGACGAAGUGAGAGCGCUCUUCUCGGCGGCGCCGGCGGCGAGUCACGAGGAAGACGCCGAGGCGGGCGUCGUGCGGGAUGACGUGCCCGUGCGGGCAAGGGCGCCGCGGGGCGUCGCGGAGAGCAAGGGAUAAGUACAUUACAUAUA